Messenger RNA from Quercus robur (English oak), 6420 nucleotides. RefSeq lists its product as uncharacterized. The transcript has 10 exons. The record is from RefSeq and is a predicted model, not a curated record. The coding region runs from base 300 to 5897 and encodes 1865 amino acids. NCBI's taxonomy places the organism in Eukaryota, Viridiplantae, Streptophyta, Magnoliopsida, Fagales, Fagaceae.
UCGAUCACUUUAUCUCUCUCUCUCUCUCUCUCUGAGCUCACAAAGACACACCCAUUUCUCUCUCUCUAUAUCGCUCUCUCGCUCUCUCUCUCUCUCUUCGAUUCAAACCCUAGCGCUUUGCAAUCACACACUCUCGGAGGAUCGGUGCAGAGCUUCAAUGGAGUCCGCUCAGCGUCACUGAUAAGUUUUGAGGUGCGAGUGUGGCAGUUGGAAACUUGGAAUGACUAAAUGUACAAGAAAGAGGUAAAUUUUAUCCUCGCAAAAUUAUAGUUGCUGAAUAUUUGUGGGCUGGAUCAUCUAUGCCUGGCAACGAAGUUGGAGACAGGGUCCACAAUUUCUUUGGCCAAGAGAACUUGUCGCAGGCCCAGCAUCAUUCACAGGCUAUUCAUGGGAACUGGCCUGGGUUAAAUAACAAUCUGUUGGCCGGAAACCAAAGACAGAUUGGUGCGUCUUUUAUUUCCAAUUUAAAGAAUUACAAUGUACAGCAAUCAGGAGAGUCUGAGAGGGGAGAUGGAAGUCAGUCUUCACGAGUGCCACAUGGUUUCAACUUAACACAAUCAAAUCUGAGGCCUGAGUUUGGAAGAAAUUUGUCUCAGAACCAACAGACAACUUUGAAUGGCUAUGUGCAAGGGCAUCAUAUGUUCCAGACAAGGCAGAAUGAAGCGAACUUUUUGGGAGUGGAUACAGAACCUGAUCGGAAUAAUUUGACAUCAAGAGGCAUAUCUACUCUUGAGUCACAUCGGGGGGGUCCUGAGCUUAGCAAGAAAAAUUCAUCAAGGCUGGAAGCUUCUGAAUCUCCAGUUAAUUUUGAUUUUUUUGGCCAACAGCAAAUGAGUGGCCAGCAGCCUGGCAUGCUGCAAUCUUUGCCAAGGCAGCAGCCGGGGAUCAAUGAAAUGCAGCUACUACAGCAACAAUUAAUGCUCACACAAAUGCAAGAACUUCAGAGGCAGCAACAACUUCAGCAACUAGAGGCAAGGCAGCAGAGUUCUAUAAAUCAGGUUUCCUCUCUCCCAAAACAGACAGCUCCCAACCAUUCAGCAGCCCUAAUCAAUGGUAUUCCUAUAAACGAGGCAUCUAAUUAUCCAUGGCCACCGGAGCUUGUGGCUGGUCACCCAAACUGGCUGCAGCGUGGUGCAUCUCCAGUUAUGCAAGGAUCUUCUACUGGACAUAUGUUAUCCCCUGAGCAAGGCCAGGCACGACAUCUGAUGGGAUCUGUUCCUCAACAGGUUGAUCAAUCUCUUUAUGGGGUUCCCGUUUCUGGCACAAGAAGCACUCCAAAUCAAAAUUUUCAUGUUCAAAUGGAUAAGCCUGCAUUGCAGCAGGUAUCAGCUGGUGGUAAUUCCUUUUCAGGUCAUCAAUAUGCUACAUUUCCUGGUCAGGUUAGCAUGCCAGAUGAAACUCUGGCUUCCAGACAAGACUUUCAAGGGAAAAAUAUGUUUGGCCCUGCUGCUGGUCAAGGUUUAAACAGUGGAGGUCAAGGUUUAAACAGUGGACUUAACUUGGAAAACUCGCAGCAAGUGAAUCCCCAGCAAAGAAAUGCAUCCGUGCAAGAAUUUGGUGGGAGGCAAGAGCUAGCUGGAUCUUCAGAAACGUCACAAGAGAAAACACUGAUGCAGGUUGCCCCUUCACAGAGUGUCUCUUCACUAGAUCCAACUGAAGAAAAGAUUUUGUUUGGUUCUGAUGACAAUCUGUGGGAUUCCUUUGGCAAGAGCACAGGGGGCUUAAAUAUGUUGGAUGGUACAGAUUAUUUUAAUGGACUUCCUUCACUGCAAAGUGGGAGUUGGAGUGCUCUUAUGCAGUCUGCUGUAGCUGAAACUUCUAGUGCUGAUAUAGGGCUUCAGGAAGAGUGGAGUGGCCCAACGUUUGGGAACAGUGGACCUCCAGCUGGGACUCAGCAGUCCUUAACCCUUAAUGAUGGUAGCAAACAGCCAGUCUGGGCUGAUAAUAACUUGCAGACUGCUUCGACAAUGAAUUCUAGGCCUUUUCCCCAUCCUGAUGAUGCCAAUAGGCCCACUACAAGUACAAAUUUUUUUAAAGUUCCAGGAAUUCAGCAAUCAGGGCCCAAAAAUUUACAUCAACAGGGUGAUGGGUUGCAGAAUAGUUCUUCUCAUAGAACUAUUCCACAGUUUCAGGAAGAAGGAAACAGAUGGUUGGAUCGUAGCCCUCUACAAAAGCAUCUUGCUGAAGGUAGCCAUCUUUUUGGAAAUGUUGUUCAGUCUUCCGGUGUAGAAAUAAAUCCCAAGAGUAAUUCAGGUUCUUGGACCCAUCAGCAAAGCUUAUCUUCUUACAAUAGUGGUGGCCAGCCACACAAUAGACCAAACGGUUGGAACUUUACUGAAUCUUUGUCACCUGAUAGUGGUGCUUUGAAACAUCAUGAUAAUGAAAAAUCAUCUCAAUUGACUCAGGCUAGUGAUCAUAAGGGGGCUACACAUGAGGAAGUUGGUCAUGGUGCUGUUAUAUGGAAGACUGAUUCUGUUCCUAAUUCAUCUGUUGAACUAGAACAGGCUAAAUCUGGAGGUAGCCUGCAGGUCUACAGGGAAGAUUCAAUUCCUAAUAGUGUUACUGCAGCACCUAAUUUAAGCACUUCAAGGGCCAACCAGGAAAGAAGCCAACAGCUUCAAAACAAUCAUAAUCGUAAUUUCUGGAAAGAUGUUGAUUCUCCAGGAAACUCUAUAGGAAGUGAGGUUCUGGGGAAAUAUCAGCACCAUCUCGAUAAGAGCCCUCAAAUUUUGGAGUCAUCAGGAAAUAAUGGCUUGGAUAAGGGAGCAGUUGAAAUGCAUGAAACGGAGAACUCGAGAAAAAGAGAGAACUCAAGUGAUAGUUUUCGCUCUAACGUGUCUCAUCAUACUUCCAGUGGUGGUUUGAGAGAGAAUGUUUGGUUAGAUGCUAGUGAUUCCCGAACUGGGGGAAAACAAAAGGUAUCUAUUCAGGCUAAUCGAAAACCUGGAGCUCGCAGAUUCCAGUAUCAUCCAAUGGGGGAUGUGGAUGUUGAUGCAGAUCCUUUGUAUGGCCCAAGAGGUAAUGCGAAUCCACAGGCCAUGGCUCAGCAGGUUUCUCAAGGAUUGAGAGCUCAAGAACAGGUGUAUAUUGGCCAGUCAAGAUUUGCUGGUCACACAGAUAGAAAUUCUAUGGAAUUGGAGAAGGGCCGUUUACCUGGUUUUCAGGGUGACACAAAAGGCUUAGAUGAGAUACCUUCGAAAAGUAUGCAUCCAGGGUAUCUUCCUAAUUCGUCUGCUCCCUUUGACAAGUCUGUGGGUAAUUAUUCCCCUAACAAGAGAGCUUCAUCAAGUCAAAAUAUGCUUGAGCUUCUUCACAAGGUGGAUCAAUCAAAUGAACUUGGCAUCAGAACACAUAAUAGCUCUUCUGACCAGUAUAUGUCUUCUGAGAUGCCUGAAGCGGAAACUUCUGAUGGAUCUGUUGGUCAUCUUCAGCAAAAUCCAUCUUCUGCAACUCAAGGUUUUGGUUUACAGUUAGCCCCUCCAUCUCAAAGGUUGCCAAUUCCUGACCGUGCCUUGUCUUCCCAGAGCUCCUCACAAACAGUAAUUGGUUCAGCUCAUGUUGCUUCUGGGACUGGAGAUAAGGGUAAUGCGUGGUUGUCUUCCGCAGCCUCUGUUCAAUCUUUGCCACCUUCCUGUGAAUCAUCUCAGGGUGAAUUUAGGAAUAAUGUUUCUGGUAGUUUAGGACAACCUAGCAAUAAAGCCUCACAUUACAAUGUUCAGGGAAAUUUUUCUUCAGCUUUCACAUCUGGUUCUCCUUUCUCAAGAAGUCAUCUUCAGGGUCAGCACAUGACUGUUGCAAGUGGACAAGUAUUGUCGAAUCAAUCUGUGAACAUAUCUUUAGAUAGGAUUGCUUCCCAAUCAAAACAGAGAGAUGAAUCUGGGGAGAGAGCUCAAGCUGUUCAAUCUGCACUGGCAUCAGCACCAGAUGUGUCUACAAGUACUCCACAAAAUAACCUUACUUGUUCUACAGAGAUGUCCCGGCCUAGUAGUGCAGACCAAACCCAUUCAAGAGAUCCAGGCCAACAAAUCCCGGCUUUGGAAGCCAUGCCAGUCUCUCUGCCUUCUGUUACGCCUGGCAUGUCUCAACCGGGUGCCUUUUCAAAAAUGCAACCUAAUGUCUGGAAUAGUGUUUCUACCCAGCAACGAUUAUUAGGUGUUCAUCCAUCCAAGGCUUCCACAAAUUUUUUUAGGACUCACUUUCAAUCAGAUAACAAUUCUGGAUCUCUAAAGCUUGAUAGUCAAGAUGCCCAGAAACGAGGGAAUGGUCCAUCCGGAUUCGGUGCAAGUUCUAUAAAUUCUCAAGCCUUUGCUGGGAAAGAGCAGCCUAUGAAAGGAAGCCCUGGGCAGCAAGUUUCAGCUGAAAAUAUUGACCCUGUUGAAAAGGCAUCAAGUGUUUCACAGGGGAAGGAAUCUGCUGUAAAGCGUGUUUCUGAUUCAUCUCAUUCAAAUGCUGCUGCCACCCAAAGAGAAAUUGCAGAUUUUGGCAGUACUUUAAACCAAAAUAAUGUUAUGAAUCAAAAUUACUCCUUAUUGCAUCAAGUACAAGCCAUGAAAGGUGCCGAGAUCGAUCCAAGUAAUCGUAGUGUGAAGAGAUUUAAAGGUCCAGAUGGUGGUGUGGAUGUGCAACAGGUAGCACCUAAAGGAGGACAGCAAUUAUCAUAUGGAUACAAUAGCAUGACAAGAGAUGCAUCAGUUGAUCAUAGUGCAGGUCCAUCUGGAGAUUCUAAGAUGCUAAGCUUUUCAGCCAAGCCAGGGGAAAGUCGGGAUAUGAAUGCAUCUUCUCAGGAUAUGCUUGCAUUUAGUCAGAACAAUUCUCAUAAUUUAUCCAGUAAUAAUGCUACUGCUGUUCGAGCUGAGCAUUCUCAGAUUAGUCCUCAGAUGGCACCAUCAUGGUUUGACCAGUAUGGAACCUUUAAAAAUGGACAAAUGCUGCCAACAUAUGAUGUGCGGAAAAAGGCUUUGGAGCAGCCUUUCAUUAUUGGAAAGCCAUCUGACAGUUUGCUUGCUCAUAAUUCUGCGGAGCAAGUUAAUGCUGCUGCCGAUGCUAGUCAUCCUGGUAACGUCCAACAAAGUUCUACCUCCACAUCAAUGGCAAAUGAUCAGUUCUCAUCCCCUCAUUUAUUGCCUCCUGAUGUCCCUGAUCAAAGCCUGGUUGUUGUGGGACCCAAGAAACGUAAAACUGCUACAUCUGAACUUAUACCAUGGCAUAAGGAACUAACAGAGGGUCCCCAAAGGCUCCAGAAUAUCAGUUCUACAUUUUACAGCACAGCAGAAUUAAUCUGGGCCCAAGCAGCAAAUCGACUGAUUGAGAAGGUGGAAGAUGAAGCUGAAGUAGUUGAAGAUGGACUACAGAUGCUUAGGCUGAAAAGAAGGCUUAUUUUGACAAAGCAGCUUAUGCAGCAACUGCUUCGCCCUCCUCCAGCAGCCUUUCUAUCUGCAGAUGCUAGCUCACACUAUGAGAGUGUGGCUUACUUUGUUGCUAGAUCAGCCCUAGGGGAUGCAUGCAGUGCAACCUUUUGCUCUGGAGGGGAUACCCUUGUGCCUCUUGACGGCAGAAACCUCCUGUCCGAGAAGCUUAGAACAUCUGGGAGAAUUGAUGAUCGAUACUUCGUGAAGGUUGUGGAAGACUUUAUUGGCAAAGCGAGGAAGCUGGAAAAUGAUCUGUUGAGACUGGAGAAUAAAGCCUCAAUAUUGGACUUGAGAGUGGAAUGCCAGGAUCUGGAGAAGUUUUCUGUCAUCAAUCGUUUUGCUAAAUUCCAUGGCCGGGGGCAAGUUGAUGGUGCCGAGACCUCAGCGUCCUCCGAUACAGCUACAAAUGCCCAGAAACCCCAAAGAUAUGUUACUGCACUCCCAAUGCCUAGGAAUCUCCCAGACAGGGUACAAUGUCUUUCACUUUGAUCAUUAAUUAAUUGAUUUUUUCCUCUUUCUUGAUCAAUUGUCUCCACGUCCCUCAUGCUUCUCUGGUCCAUUUUCUUUCAACUUAUAUAAUGGCACUUGCUUCGACAAAAUAGAACCACAGGAGUGGGAUUGUAGGAGAAGAAUGGAUAGUAGAAUGUCUCCUUAAAAUCGAUGGAGGCUUUUAGAUCUUUGCAAUCUAGGCCAUUGAUGUCGUUCUUGUGAAAUAUAAGUUGCUCCUUAUAGUUAAGAAAGAAACUUCCCGGUCAUUUUUUCAGUAACUGGGGAGGACAGAAGCAGUCUGGUUUUCCAGCUCCUAUCAUUCCUGGUAAUAAUAUGAAUCGUUCCUAAGUUUUGGAGCAUGAGUUUCCAUUCAGAAAUUGGGUUGCUGUUAAAAGUAGAAAAGUGGGGGAGAGUGGGUUGGGAUUUCCAAUUUUACUGCAAAGAUUAGGCAGUUAAACUGUUAUAUAUUUAAUCUGACUUGUUCAUACUACUACUUAAAAAUAGUGAUUCUUUUUGUCUGAAA